Eufriesea mexicana is the source of this 3258-nucleotide messenger RNA. Its product is annotated as meckelin. Gene Ontology annotation, cellular component: MKS complex; ciliary transition zone. The record is from RefSeq and is a predicted model, not a curated record. Gene Ontology annotation, biological process: cilium assembly. The coding region runs from base 1 to 3258 and encodes 1085 amino acids. Lineage: Eukaryota; Metazoa; Arthropoda; Insecta; Hymenoptera; Apidae. The transcript is spliced from 16 exons.
AUGGCUCUGAUAGCGAUACCGAUCCACGAUACCGUAGUGUCAUUAUUUACUGUAACCACCAAGGAUGUCAGUGCUAUUUAUAGUGAAAGGGAUACCAUACAUGAUAACGGGACAUUCGAGUUAGAAGCAAGGGAGGAUGUUUUCAGUAAAUUCCAAGUAAUUAUAGCUUUUAAUUGUGUACUUUUUAAAUAUUUGGAAUUCAGAUGGUGUUUGCGAACUGCUAUAACUCGUUACUAUAGAGAUGAAAGCCGUAUACAAAUCUGGAUAUUAGAUAUACUAAAUGAAGAAGUUUUUGAAUUUUCUCAUCCAUCAAAAUGUAAAAACAACGAAUAUUUCGAAUCUGUAUCACUUUCCUGCAUACAAUGCGAUGCUAACAAAAACCUGAAACCAUCUCUCGAUCGACUGCGAUGUUCGUGUGAUGAAUUUAGUAAAAAAGUCGGUUUCAAGGAUGGAUAUCCUAUAUGCGUAUUUUGUGGUACUAAUGCCACAGUAACCUCAGAUGGAAAUGACUGUGUGGCAUGUAACAAUACAAUAUGUACAUGUCCGUCUAAUGAAAUUCAAGACAGAAACUUAAAUGGGACAUUAUUGGAUACUAUUCAUUGUAUUUCUUGUCCCAACAAUACUUAUCCAUUUUUGCAUAAAUGUUUACCUUGCAAAAAUUUUGUAUAUAAUUAUUAUGAAAGUAAUGAUUACCUUACAAAGUAUCAUUAUACACAGGUACAGAGUUACUGCUUACGCGAAGAUACCUUUUCUAAUAAACAAAAUUCAAAAAUUGCAUUUCAAAUAAAGUUUAAUAGUCGAAACAUAGAUAGUUAUUAUUUUAGAAGUGAACUUCAGAUCGCUAUAUACUUUUGUAAGAGAAAAGAUAAAUUAGCGUGUGAGCAUUUAUCAAAUAUGUGUGUUUUAAGUCUUUAUGCUAAUGAUGCUGCAUGCAAGUUCUUUAUGCAAAAACAAAAAUCACCUUUAUGGUUAUUUUAUGAUAAAAAUGAAACUACAAAUGUAUUAAAUAGUAAACAAAUUACACAAAAUUACAGCUUAAUGAAAGAAAACGAUGAUAAUAUAUUGAAUUUUACAGUUACUACAUUUUCUUUGCAUGGCAAUUUUAAAUCAAUUGGUAAACCUAAUAUUCCAUGCAAUUUGCUAGAAUAUGUUAGAUUUGGUAUUAAUUUUGAGAAAAAAUGUAAAUUUACAGUUAAGAAUCUAAUACAACCGGAGGUAGAGUUUAUAUCUCCUUAUUUAACAUUUAUGAAAAAUAAUAAUAGCGUAAUGUAUGCAUUACCUAUACUUAUUAAAAAUAUUAAUCAGAAUCAGAAUGAAAUGUCAGAUUGGCAGUUAGUAAGAAAAUUUUUCUUUGUUGAUAAUAUUAGUAGUUUUAAAACAUUAUCAAAUUUUACAGCUAAUAAGACUGAAAAAUCAAAUGUAUUGUCUGUACUACGUUAUAUGAAAUCUUUAAACGUAAUAAUUAAUGUUCAAAAUACAAAGGAUAAGAAUAAAAUAUUUCCACCUUUAUUAAUUAUUGAAUAUGCUGAAUUAACACAUGAUCAGAUUGACAAAAUUAUAGACGUUACAUUAGAUUAUAAAAUUAAAUUUACUAUAAAAGAUAACGAUAUUGGUACACAUUUCAUGAUUAUUAUUGGGGUUCUGUCAGUAUUGGCCUUAAUUUUGUCAAGCAUAAAAACAUGGAGUUAUAGUAAACGGCAUUAUGAUUCACCUAUUAAUGUGUUUGUACUCAUUUGGUUCUUUAUUCAUAUUAUGAGUACCAUUGGAAACAUAAUUAUCUUAUGUUUGAUUAUUUUAUGUGUAUAUCUGUUUAUGUUUUAUAAAGGACAAACAGUACCAUAUAUUCUCUUUCCUGAAGAUAUUAAUGAGAAAAGGAUAAAAAUAUUUACAGCAACAGCAUUCUUCUUUAAACUCGUAGAAUUAUUUGGAUUCGUUUGGCAGUACUGGAAUAUUGAUAUAUUCUUUAUUGAUUGGGAGCAACCAAAAACAUUACAUAAUCAGUGUAAACAUGAUUCUCCCAAUGUGUCUUUAAGUGAUUUAUAUAUUGAUAAAUUUUUAAAGAAUAAAUUUAAACAUUUUCAAAUGUCAUCAGAAACAAUAACAGCUAAACGCAAGAAAAUAUCAUAUAAAUUAAACAAAUAUAAUAACUCUAGGUGUUGUAACGAAUCUUUCCAAGUUAACAAACACGACGCAAAUAUUUCAAGUGUAAAUUCAAUAUCAAAAAUUUCUGACCAAAUAAUAGAUAGAAAUAGUAUUCUUAAUAGUACUCCUAUUAGUAUUUGGAGAACAUAUUUUAUUGCAAGUCAAUGGUUAAAUCUUCAAACAAAAAGAAAGAUAAACAUAUUAGUACAAUUGCUUGCUGUUUUAUGUAUUUUUCAGAUCAUACAAUUAUAUCCAUGGAUUUUUGGAAUGCCAAAAUUAAUAUCUACAUUUUAUGAAGAGAAUUAUAGUUUUAUUUUAUAUUAUACAUUCUGUGUCUUAAUAUAUAUUUUAAUUUAUUGUAUUCAAUGGUUGGUGUCCAUUGUUUUCUACGAACAGUGUAUUACAAAUAGAAUGCAAGAAUUUAUAAAUCUCUGUUCAAUUGCAAACAUCAGUAUAUUUAUUUUACCAUUUAAUUAUCAUGGCUUCUAUAUUCAUGGAAGAUCAGUACAUGGAUUUGCAGACACAGACUUACUUACCUUAAUUAAUGAUGUACAAAUGGAAAGAAAUAAUUUAUGUGCACACAGAGGUCUUGUUCCAGGAACAACUGAACAAACGUUUGUAUUAUAUUUAACAAAGACCUUUAGGAUUACUUUCAAUGAAAGUUUGAAACUGACAAAGAUCGAAAGAAAUAAUUUUAUAAAAACUUCCUUUUCUUCUACUACAAAUUGGGAAUAUAUUUUCAAUAAUCAGUUAAAAUUAAAACAAUUUCUAUGUAAAUUUGUAGAUCAUUGCAUAAGAAAUGAAGACUACAUAAUUAAAGAACAACAUUUCUUUGAAAAAUUAUUUAAUAUUAUAUUUUCUCAAAAUACAAAGAAAUCAAUUUUCUAUAUUGAUACUAAUUAUUCUUUCAAUCAAGUAUUAUUAUAUGGAAAUGAAUGGUUAAUUGCAACAUUUGAAAUUUCAACAUUUGCUUUCAUCAUUGUAUUGUGUAAUGAUUGUGCAUUAGCAAUUACAUUUACAGUAUUAGUAUCAAUGCUACUGACAAUAAUAUUCAAACAAAAUGGCAAAAAGAAUUUAAGUAAUCAUGCAUUAUUAGAUAAAAUAUUUCUUAUGUAA